AUGGAGUACCUAUCAAGGAAGUUGGGGAUGCUACAGAAUGACAGAUUUUUUAUGUUCCAUCCAAAGUGUAGACAGCUCAAAAUUACACACCUAAUAUUUGUAGAUGAUCUUCUCCUAUUUGCCAAGGGUGAUGUUUAUUCUGUGCACAAAUUUUUUCAAUGUGUAAAAGAGUUCAAUGAUGUCUCUGGUCUUGAGGCUAAUCCAGAGAAAUGCUCUGUUUUCUAUGGUGGUGUAGAUGAUUCAGUCAAAUCCUCCAUUAACAACGAUUUGGGUUUCUCUGAAGGUGUUAUGCCCAUUAAGUACUUGGGAGUUCCUCUCACAACCAAAAAAUUGUCUUACAUGGACUGUAAUCCCCUCCUCUCAAAGAUCACAGGACAAUUUCAAAAAUGGUUGAAUCAUGGAAAUCUAUCUUAUACAGGAAGAUUGCAAAUAAUAAAGAGUGUAAUCCUUGGUGUUCAAAUAUUCUGGACAUCAAAUUAUAUUCUUCCAGCCAGUGUUCUCCAGGAAAUGGAUGGUCUAUGCAGGAGAUUCUUGUGGGGGAAAUCAGGUCAAAAUCUCAGAAUUCCUCUGGUUGCAUGGGAGAGAGUGUGA
Asparagus officinalis (garden asparagus) is the source of this 591-nucleotide messenger RNA. RefSeq lists its product as uncharacterized. NCBI's taxonomy places the organism in Eukaryota, Viridiplantae, Streptophyta, Magnoliopsida, Asparagales, Asparagaceae. The transcript has a single exon. The coding region runs from base 1 to 591 and encodes 196 amino acids. The record is from RefSeq and is a predicted model, not a curated record.